This is a messenger RNA of Blepharisma stoltei, 1576 nucleotides long. Lineage: Eukaryota; Ciliophora; Heterotrichea; Heterotrichida; Blepharismidae. The record is from the annotation of a GenBank genome assembly.
AUGGAGGCAAAGCGGUGCUUUGAGGUAAGCUGCUUGCUUGAAGCUGAGUACACAUGUCAGUGCUCAUCUCCUGAGACUUAUUUAUGCAAAGUGCACUGGAUGAAGCAUUGUGAACUAACUGAUAGAGACCAUGCAUUUGAGUCUAUAUUUUUAAAGCCUUAUGAAGGAACAAAAGAAGGAAUUCUUAAAUUUAUUGAAAAAGAAAAAUCUAAAAAAGAGAAAAAUAAAAAUAAAAUCAUUUCUUCUUUCAGCCAAAAUCUUUGCAAUUCAGAAAAUUGCAUUGAAGAACUUCUAAAAAAGCUGGACUCAGAUUCAAUAGAAUUAGGAAAUUUAUUUGAUAAAAUUUCUAAAACCCAAAAAAUUUCGAAGUUUGAUCAAGACCCAAUUAUAAAAUUAUUGACUAUGCAGCCUGAUGAUGCUAUUGAGAAUUUUAAAAAAAUUAUUCCGUCAAAUGAAAAUUCAUAUAAUAGAGCUCAUUUAUUGUGCGGUCUCAGCGAUGAUAUUGGGAAAAUGAUUGAAAGCUUCAUUAAAGAAAAAUUUGAAGCCUUCCUUGACAAAAGGCUCUUAAAUAUAGAAAAAACCCUUGAGAGACAUAGUAACGAAAUAGAUUCAAAUAAAGUAAUAGAAUUUAAUCUUAAUUUUAAGCUUAAUUAAUCUAUAUGCGUUUAACAUCCAAUACCGCUCUGGGGCGAAUUUCGCGCCAUUUUCCUUGGGUCCUAAUUGGUGUGAAAGCGCCCGACUUUGAUCGCCAAAAGAGUAUGUCAGUCCCUAAGUUUGGGCUUCAACGACUCUUCUUUGUGCUCAGGUACUUACUUGGGUCUGAACGGCACCCUAAAGGUUCCAGUCUCCACCGCCUGGGCUAAGUGGUACCCUUUGGAAAAUUCCACUCAAUAAGGUUAGGAAUGCAUAGGAAAAGCCACCCGGCUUUUGCUUCCCUGACAUAGCUGGGACAAUUUCACUAGGGGAAACUAAACCACAUAAUUGAAAUAUGCAAGAGAUGUAUUUCCGUUGGGAUACCAGAAAAUUUGAGUAACACCAUAUUUUAAUUAUAAUAGAAUCUAAUCAGAUAAAAGAAGCAAUGAAUCAUAUUUCGAAUUUAAUGAAUGAAGCUGAGAAAACUAAGAAAGAAUUUGAAGAUUUUAAAAUAUUAGCUCAGGUAAAAAUGCAAAACGAAUUAAAUUUGCUUAAUACUCAGCUGCAAAAUCUUAAAAAAUGGUUGCCUGAUCUUCAGCUGCAUGAUUUAAGGGGGAAAAAAUCUGAAAUUUUAGAUUUACCGAUAAAUCCAAAAAUAGAACAAGAUUUCAAAUUAACCUGUGAAUUAUUUGAAAAAGAAUUGUUCGAGCUUCGUAGCGCUCAUCCAUCACUAAGCCAAGCAUAUGAAGAUUACAUAAAAGCUUAUCAUCAAAAAGCUUCUCUAUAUCUUAUUGAUGAAGAUAUUAUAGGCCGAAAAACUAAUUUAUUUAUCUCUAACACUGAAAGUGAGAGAGAUGAAGUUAAGGUGCUUGAUGGAUGGGAACCAUUAAAAUGCGGUACAUGCAUUUUGGAAAUCUUCCACCUUCUGGCAUGACAAUCAUAG